Messenger RNA from Symbiodinium necroappetens, 501 nucleotides. Lineage: Eukaryota; Dinophyceae; Suessiales; Symbiodiniaceae. The record is from the annotation of a GenBank genome assembly.
AUGGCCAGGGGAAUCAACAAAGUCAUCCUAAUUGGUAAUCUGGGCAGAGACCCGGAAACGCGUUAUGCGCAGAAUGGUGGUGCGGUCACCAACUUCAGUGUGGCCACUUCAGAAUCCUGGCGCGAUAAAGCCAGCGGUGAAAAUCAGGAGCGUACUGAAUGGCACAAUGUUGUGUGCUUUGCGCGUCUGGCAGAAAUUGCAGGCGAAUACCUGCGUAAAGGCUCAAAGGUCUACAUAGAAGGCAGUUUGCGCACCACCAGCUGGGAGCAGGAUGGCCAGAAAAAAUACCGUACAGAAAUUAUGGCCCGCGAACUGCAAAUGUUAGACAGCCGCGGUGGUAAUAUGGACGGCGGUAUGGGUGGCGGCAUGGGCGCUGACCAGGGCUCACGCAGAGCGCCGGCGGGUGCGCCAACAGGGUUUGAAUCUAAUUCACCCGCAAUGGCGGACAAUGCACCGACACUGUCUGACGAUACCGACUUCGAAGACGAUAUUCCGUUUUAG